AUGGAUCUCAAUUCCACUUCGGAGGAAGACGAGGAUGAUAAAUUCGACGAUGACAAAGGAGAUGAUCAUCAUGACGAUGAAACUGAUGAUGAUGAUGAUGAUCUGGGUGGAGAUGGUGUUGGUGCUGGUCAGGAUGAGGCUCACACGGGCGAUGUUCGUAACGAUGAGGGUGUUGUUGUCCCCGCGGUUGUUUCGAGGGAUGAUGAUACCGGCAAGGUGGAUGAUGCCAAGAAUUCUGACCCUGUGGAACCUAUUGCAGAGAUCAAACAGCCUGAACAGUCUCAAGGUGGGGAGGAGAACAUUGAUGUUGAUGCAACAAUUGCAUCUGCUGUUAAAGCUGUGGAGAAUUUGAUUGGUUCCUCAACUCAUGCCCCUGCUCCUGUUGAGACUUCUGAGAAGACUGAUCUUGAAAUGGUUGUUUUUCAAGAGACUCCUAUUUUACGUCCUCAAAAGAGGGAUCGGAAGAAAGGAGCUGUUUUGAAAUCCCCAUUCAUUGAGCUUGCUUCUGGUGCAUCUAAAUCAGGUUCAUCCUCGGUUUCUCCUGAUGAUUCUGUGUAUAAGGUCGUUAAAUAUGUGCGUGGUUUGUGCCCGUUGGACAACAAGAUUGGUGAACCUGUUGAUCCGCAAUUGGAAGCUGAGUUUGUCAAGUGGGUUGAUUCAGGUCUUAGAAAGCAUAAAUCUAACACAACAACUAAUGUGUAUUGUAAGGGUAAGGACACUAUAUUUCCGCCAUUUCGUUUUGGUGUUGAGGACAUCAGCAACAAGAUGUGGUUUCACAACCUUGCCUACCCUAAUUGUUUCCUUACCAAUUCUCACAUUGACAUCAUUUUCUAUUAUCUUCGUAAGAAAAUAAUGUACUCAGCCGAGCCGAAAAUCAAAGUCACCACAACUGAUUGCCUCUUUUGUUCUAGCAUAACAACUUUGUAUGAGAGGUUUGUUGAGAAAAACAACGAUAUAUCGGUGUUGUCUCUUUCUCACAAUGUGGCCCAGUACAUUCAAGGUGGUAAGAUAUUAUGUGCCACUCCUUGGCAUUUGGUUGAUCAUGUUGUUAUGCCUAUCAAUGUAAAAUUACAGGAUCAUUGGAUUUGUGGUCGUCUUAACAUAGUUGACAGGCGCAUAUAUCUGUACAAUUCAUUGCGUUCUGGGAGGUAUAUGACUGCUGCCAAAGAGGCUUGCAAGCCUUUCUCUGUUAUUUUACCAUAUUACUUCUCUAUGUUAGACUUCAAAGGCCUUCGCAACGAAACUAAGUUUAGCACUAUGGAACCGUUCCCUAUUGUUGCUGUUGAUGGUUUACCCGAGCAGGUCACAGCUGAUUGUGGUGUUUUUGUUGCAUCAUUUGCUGAGUAUUUCAUUGAUGGCAAACCCAUCCCAUCCUCUGAUUUUGAUGUGGAAAUUCACCGCGAUCGUUUGGCUGCGUUAUUUUAUCAAUAUGGGAUGAAGAAGCAAACUGAGAACAUUGAAAGUGAAUCCGAGGCCCCUCCCAGCCUUCCCAAGAAGUGAUUUGCUUUUUCAAUCAGACUGUCAUUGUUCUUAUAGUUUUUUAAUGUUUUUCAUGUUGUUUUUCGUAAACAAACAUUGGUGUUCUGUUGUUUUUCCUUACGUUUUGUGUGGACAAUAUGUAAUCUUUUAUUUUUGUAUGUUUUUUCUUAUUAUUUUUAUGUACAAACAAGUUGGUAUGUUAAAGUUGUUUGUUUUUUCA
Messenger RNA from Cannabis sativa, 1699 nucleotides. RefSeq lists its product as uncharacterized. The coding region runs from base 1 to 1500 and encodes 499 amino acids. The transcript has 7 exons. Gene Ontology annotation, molecular function: cysteine-type peptidase activity. The record is from RefSeq and is a predicted model, not a curated record. Gene Ontology annotation, biological process: proteolysis. NCBI's taxonomy places the organism in Eukaryota, Viridiplantae, Streptophyta, Magnoliopsida, Rosales, Cannabaceae.